UUUUGCGGACAAUUUUGCGGACAAUUUUUGCGGACAUUUGAGGGAACGGAAGUUCAAACGAUUUUAUCCUUCUAUCUGACCAUUAUGAGUCCGCAAAAGCCCUCACAAUUUUUUUUCAAUUUAGGAAGAAAAAAUGGCAAAUCUUCACAAAAUCAUUCAAACCUGUUCAAACGAAAAGUUUUUGGAAAUUUAUGUUUGUGAGGAGAAAGGAAGGGGGAUAAAGUCUAAAAAGUGGUUUGCUAAAGGAGAAUUUGUUGUGGAAUAUAAAGGUGAAAUUAUCAAUUCAAAAAUUGCUCGGAUUCGAGAAGAGGAAUACUCUUUAAAUGAAAAUAUUGGUUCUUACAUGUAUUAUUUUAAACAUCAAGGAAAUCUUUAUUGUGUGGAUGCUACACAGGAAACAAAAUAUAAAGGACGGCUAAUUAAUCACAGCGCUUUAAGGCCGAAUUUGAGGACACGGGUUAUCGACUUUGGCUCAUCUUUCCAUUUAAUUCUCGUUGCAAAAAGAGAUAUAAAUAUUGGAGAAGAAUUGCUUUAUGACUAUGGAGAACGAAGAACUGAAGUUAUUGCAAAGAAUCCAUGGCUUUUAAAAUCAUAG
Meloidogyne enterolobii is the source of this 595-nucleotide messenger RNA. Lineage: Eukaryota; Metazoa; Nematoda; Chromadorea; Rhabditida; Meloidogynidae. The record is from the annotation of a GenBank genome assembly.